UGUACAGAGAAGCAGAGGCAACGCAGUUCUUGGGAGUGCCUGCUAAGUUUGAGAGCACCGUCAAACUACUGGCAACGUUACCCCAAAUUCAGACGGUGAAAUGAACUCUCGGAGAAGGCGAUCGCGAAGACCUUGUUGUAGAAGACCAUCAGUGACCGUAUGAUUCAGUGGUAGAUAGAGUAAGAAAUGGGCCAGACGUCAGUUUCCACGUUGUCUCAAAAUCCGAGUGUCAAUUACCGCCUGAAGUCUGGAACGCAUAGACAUCACAGGACGCUGGGUUUCAUCCCUGGUGAUGCUCAGCCAGGCCUCUACUGCAACUGUCUUCGUUGAUGGACUGGAAAAGGCCUCUUUGGCAAAUUCAGACUCAGUAGUUGCUGAAGCCCAAACGCCACAGCUCAAGCAGAGGGGCAAGCUCUCGUCGCUUGGAAAGAUCUUCAAGCCCUGGAAAUGGCGAAAGAAGAAAACCAGCGACAAGUUCCAGGACCUCUCCAAAGUAUUGGAGAGGAAAAUAUCCACUCGACAGACACGGGAGGAGCUGAUAAGAAAGGGAGUCCUUAUUCCCGAUCAAGAUUCAGAAGAACUUAUACAUUCAAAUGGAGACACUGCAUCCAUCAGCGUGGAGCCUGUGAUUGAGGAGGUGGACAUUUCGCUUAUGGACGACUCGCAAGGAGAUACAGAUGACAAAACAGAGAGGAAUGACAAAAGACCUGUCGCAAAGGGGAACCUAUCGAAAUCGGAGGACACUCCCAGUAGGAAGUCCCAUGUACCUCCCAAAAGGAGCGGCGGGGCUUCAGGCACAGCGGCAAGGAAAGAGGCAGCUAGUAAUGGCAAAAAGUUGCCAAAAGGUGGCGGUAAGCAGCCCUCUACCCCACCCUCCAAACGAAACCCCCCAAGCAAUAGAAGUGGGACCGCCAAAUCCUUGCAUCCUAAGAAAUCAGCGGGUGCAUCCAAGAAUACGACCCAGCUUUCGACAUUGCCCUCCUCCUUCCCAGCAGCACGGAGCAGAGACUCCAAGGAAGGAACUAUGGCUAAGGGUGAAGGUUCAGGCCCUGCAAAGACAGUGAAGAAACGGGGCAAAGGAACGGACCCCAUCAGAUUCUCAGGUUCACCGAAAGCCGCUCCUGAGCCAGAGAGCCAAUCUACAGAUGGCUUGAAGCCAGCUGCCCAGGAAGAGGUCCAUGGAAAAUCUAAAGCCCCAGGUUUGGAGGAGAAGCCCAAGCAGGAUGAGCUGAUGCUGACCGCGGAGGACCCCAGGUCACCCCUGGAGGAGAUGGGUGAGGAGUUGUCCAAUAGCCAAAGUAUCGUGGAGGACACUACUUUCACCGAGUCCCCCAGUGAGGUCUCCUCAGAUGGUUCUGAGGAGCUCCUGGGAGAGUCCGGGGAUGGCGAUGGUGAGGGAUGUCAAUCGAGCAGCGUGGAGAGCCCCACAGAGAGGCCCCAACAGGUCAUAAGUGAAGUGGGGGGUGACGAACAGAGGACCCAAGUUACAAUCCCAGACAGCCCUGACGUCACGAUAAUCCCCGACAGCAACAGGGAGUCCCAUACCAGUGACUCGGACUCUGAUGGCCCCAUCCUCUACAGAGAUGAGGAGGAGGAGGAUGAAGAAGAUGAGUACACUUCAAGCUCUCUUGCCAGUAAGAUCCGGCGUAGGGACACACUAGCAAUCAAAUUGGGGAACCGGCCCAGCAAGAGGGAGCUGGAGGAGAAGAAUAUCCUGCCCUGCACAUCGGAGACAGAGCGGCAUGAACUAAGGCAGCAGAUUGGCUGCAAGUUGGUGAGGCGAUUAAGUCAAAGGCCCACCACAGAAGAGUUGGAGCAGAGAAACAUUCUUAAACAGAAAAAUGAGGAAGAAGAACAAGAAGCCAAGCAAGAAAUUAAACGAAGGCUAUCUCGAAAGCUUAGUGUGCGGCCCACAGUGGCGGAGCUGGUGGCCAGGCGGAUCCUGCGAUUUAAUGAGUAUGUGGAGGUCACAGACGCCAAGGACUAUGACCGUCGUGCAGACAAACCUUGGACCAGGUUGACACCGGCCGAUAAAGCUGCUAUUCGAAAAGAGCUGAACGAAUUUAAAAGCAAGGAAAUGGAAGUGCACGAGGAGAGCAAACAGUUCACGAGGUUCCAUCGCCCCUGAUGCCUGGCUUUUCGAGCCCCAAGGACACCACACACAAUCCUGCUGGGGGGAGGUGGGGGGCACCAAACCAUGACUCUCUGACCUGGGCCUCACACACUGGAAGCUUCUGCUACAGACUCUGCUGGGCUUUGGCCUGGAAAAAGAGACAGUCUCCAGCUCUGAAAAUCAAUGGCUGAAGACAUCAUUGCCUGGCUAAGACUGUGUAUCUUGUGCCUUGUCCCUUUGCUGGGCACUAAACGUUAAAGAAGCCAACACAGACACGGGAAUGAGCUGGACGACUAUUUUAACGACCUGCAUUAUUUUAUUGCUGUCUCUCGGAAGCUAUAAUGCUGUAACUGAUUCAACGACGAUAAGCAAUGCACAUGUAUAUGUACACAUCCCUUAUGUUUUUAAGAAAUCUUAACAGUAUGGAAGAAUAUAAAUGUGUAAAUAUUCGCAUUUCAUUUAUUUGCUAUGAAAAGUACCGCACACCGUGUCUGUGAGCGUGAACCACGUGUUCAACAGGAGAUGCAUGCUGAGCAUUAAUACUUGUCCAUGAGUGUUAAUCAAAAAUAAUGAUAGGGUAUUCGUCAAUGUGAAUUUGCACCAUGCCUCAAGAAAAGAGGAGUAUAUAUGUCGCGUCAUAGAACUGUAUUCCUGUAUGGCCAUAAUAUUACAUAUCUACUGCACUGGGAGAAGGUAAAGCAAAUUGUUUUUUCUUGUCCCUAUCAAGGCAAGCCAUCCUGAGUUUCCUCAUUUUAUUUUAAGCUGCUAGUUGGAAUGUAAAUACUAGAUACAGCUUAAUUUUACCAACAUUUGCCAUUUUUGGAGAGAUGAAAUGGAGACUGAAAAGAAAGUAUCCUGACAUUGUUUACAAUGACAAUUGAACAUUACCCUCCCAAAUAAAUGUCUUAUUUUUAAAAGAAAAAA
Messenger RNA from Conger conger (European conger), 3037 nucleotides. It is a transcript of the gene phactr2, whose product is annotated as phosphatase and actin regulator 2. The transcript is spliced from 14 exons. Lineage: Eukaryota; Metazoa; Chordata; Actinopteri; Anguilliformes; Congridae. The coding region runs from base 293 to 2128 and encodes 611 amino acids. Gene Ontology annotation, molecular function: actin binding. The record is from RefSeq and is a predicted model, not a curated record. Gene Ontology annotation, biological process: actin cytoskeleton organization.